UUCUUGUUUUAUUGGUGCUCUUUAUUUUAUAUUAAUUGAAAUCCUUGCCCAUUGAAUCGCAUCUCAAUUUUACUUGAAAAGCUUACUCGUUUACAACAUCAGAUUCCAUCAGACUCACAAACUUCCUGUAUUUUAAUAUUUUUCAUUCUUCUAACAACACACAUUCAUUCAUUCAUUCAAUCAUUUUAAAAAAAGAAAGAAUAAAAAAACUUCCAUCUUGACGACUUGAAAUCAAUGGCCAAGACAAUUGAAAAGAUGAGCGCGGUUAAGAUCCUGACCAUCAGUAAAAAGUUGUUCUUUGGUGGAUUUUGUCUCCUUCCAUUCCUCUGGGUCUACAACAUUCUUUACAUUUGGCCUGUCAGGAACCGUAGCGACCUUAAUCCAAAAGUGCGACAGUAUCUAUUAAUGUCAGGAAUUAUGGCAGCAGUGCUCUUUGUUAUAUUUGCCGCUUGGUUUGGUGUCUUCGUAAACCAUCGCCUGCAAUGGGGUGAAACAGGAGACCUGCUGACAGUUGUUCUUGUCAAAGGUGUAUGAAACGAUCAGCAGCUAUCAACUGAUCACCCAUCCAUGUACAACAAUCUUU
Messenger RNA from Lobosporangium transversale, 583 nucleotides. RefSeq lists its product as hypothetical. The transcript has 2 exons. The record is from RefSeq and is a predicted model, not a curated record. Gene Ontology annotation, cellular component: gamma-secretase complex. Lineage: Eukaryota; Fungi; Mortierellomycota; Mortierellomycetes; Mortierellales; Mortierellaceae. The coding region runs from base 235 to 534 and encodes 99 amino acids.